Cylicocyclus nassatus is the source of this 338-nucleotide messenger RNA. The record is from the annotation of a GenBank genome assembly. Lineage: Eukaryota; Metazoa; Nematoda; Chromadorea; Rhabditida; Strongylidae.
GCUGAUCAUGGAACUGAUGGUAUAAAUAAGCUGCGUUCGUCAUUUUAUAAAAAAUGGAUUACCUUGUAUUCAUUCUUCCCCUUUUCUUCUUCAGUAUUAUUCCGGUCCCUAUCACGAUGAGAGUUACCCGUAAGGACAAACCUGGGUUUCUUACGCAGUGCGCCAAAGUAUGUGAAGAAACGGCGAGGAAAGUGGAAAAGAAAAAGGCAAGGAAACUCAUUUUCAACGCAAAGACCAGGAAAUACGUGUGCAACAGUUAUUGUGCCAUGUAUAUGAGAAAUAGAACAAAAGUGUACACCGGAAAUUAAGGAGCAUCAAUUUGUGCAAUUCCCAAUAAA